AUGUACGACCGCCUGAAUGAUGUGCUCAGCCUUGGCCUGCACCGGGUCUGGAAACGCAUGGCCGUCAAGUGGAGCGGCGCGAGGCCAGGGGAUCGAGUCCUGGACCUGUGUUGUGGCAGCGGGGACCUGACUUUCCUCCUGGGCGAGGCUGUGGGGCCCAGGGGUCAGGUGGUCGGGCUGGACUUCUCUGGGGCCAUGCUGGCCAGUGCGGCGCAGCGUGAGCUUGACCGCCCCCGCUUCGACCGCCUGGUGCCGCCCCUGCAGUGGGUGCAGGGCGACGCGCUGGACUUGCCCUUCCCAGACGCCAGCUUCCAGGCGGCCACCAUGGGCUACGGUCUUCGCAACGUGACAGACAUCCCCCGCGCCCUCCAGGAACUGUACCGGGUGCUGGCGCCCGGGGGCGCCGCCGCCAUCCUGGACUUUAACAAUGCCGUGGAGGACAGCCCCGUCGCCGACGGCGUGCAGAGCUUCCUGCUGGGGACGGUGGUGGUGCCGGCCGCCCGCGCCCUGGGCGUUGCCGAGCAGUAUGAGUACCUGCGCCCCUCCAUCCAGCGCUUCCCCACGGGCCGGAAGCAGGAGGCGCUUGCACUGCAAGCCGGCUUCGCCCAGGCCACGCACUACACCCUGGGUUUCGGCAUGAUGGGCGUGCUGGUCGUGGAGAAGCGGUGA
Auxenochlorella protothecoides is the source of this 669-nucleotide messenger RNA. Its product is annotated as Demethylmenaquinone methyltransferase. The record is from RefSeq and is a predicted model, not a curated record. NCBI's taxonomy places the organism in Eukaryota, Viridiplantae, Chlorophyta, Trebouxiophyceae, Chlorellales, Chlorellaceae. The transcript is spliced from 4 exons. Bases 1 to 669 code for a protein of 222 amino acids. Gene Ontology annotation, biological process: phylloquinone biosynthetic process. Gene Ontology annotation, molecular function: 2-phytyl-1,4-naphthoquinone methyltransferase activity.